AGACUCCGCCAUGGCUGCCACUCGGAGUCCCGUCCGAGAUCUCUGCGAGGAAGCCACUUGCCCCAUCUGCCUGGAGUAUUUCAGGGAUCCAGUGAUCAUUCAUGAGUGCGGGCACAACUUCUGUCGAUCCUGCCUGAUCCGGUGCUGGGAGAAAUCCGAGGGAGAGGCUUCCUGCCCUCAGUGCAGGGAAACGGUUGAGCAAAGCAGCAUCAGGAGAAACCAGCAGCUGGCAAAUUUUGUGGAAAUAAUUCAGAAAUUCAGCCAUCCGGAGGGGAAAGAGGAGGUAGAAGGAAAAGGAAGAGUCUGUGAGAAGCACCAGGAGCCCCUGAAGCUCUUCUGCCAGGAGGACGGAAGACCCAUCUGUGUCGUGUGUAAUGUUUCCAAGGAGCACAAAAGACACGAGGUGGUUCCUCUAGAGGAGGCGUCCCAGGAAUACAAGGAUCAAAUCAGCAGCUGCCUAGACAAUGUGAGGAAGGCGAGAGAGAAAAUUCUAGUAUUGAAAGCAGACACAGAAAAGGAAAGCCAGGACCUGCUUAAGCACGUGGAAGCAGAGAGAGAAAAGACUGUGGCUGAGUUCAGGCGACUCCACCAGUUUAUGGAAGAACAGGAGAAACGUCUUUUGGCCCAGAUGGCAGAAGUGGAGAAGGAGAUUGCAGCAAAAAAGGAGGAGCACCUGGCCAGACUCUCCGGGGAACUCUCCUCUCUUGAGAGCCUCAUCCUGGAGAUGAAGGAGAAGCUUCAGGAACCAGCAAGUGAACUCCUUCAGGAUAUUGGAAGCUUCUUGCAGGGGUCUCAGGCAAAGGAGAACUUAGAGGAUCCUCCUGUGGCUUUUCCUCCUGCCCUGAAGUGGAAUAUCUGGGACUUCAUUGAUAUAAAUCCCUUCCUGAAGGGAGUCAUGAAGAAAUUUAGAGACACUGUGGAAUAUGGACUUCAGCUGCAAAAAGAAAACGUAAGUCUGGAUCCAGAUACAGCACAUCCCAUCCUCAUCCUGUCUGAGGAUGGAAAGAGUGUGAUAAAGGGAGAAGUGCGUCAAGACCUGCCAGACUACCCUGAGAGAUUUGACACAUAUAGCUAUGUGCUGGGAAGUGAGACCUUUGAGGAAGGCAGGCAUUUCUGGGACGUCGCUGUGGGGAGCGAGGGGGAAUGGGCCAUGGGGGUGGCCAGAGAGUCUGUGACGAGGAAAGGCAAGUUUACCCCUGGUCCUAAGGAAGGGAUCUGGCGCAUAGGGAAGUGGAAGGAUCAAUACAGGGUCUCCACCCACACCGGCUGCCCUAUUUCCAUGCUGGGUGGGGAGCCCAAAAGGAUCCGAGUGACCCUGAACUGUGAAGGGGGACGGGUGUCCUUUUACAAUGCUGAUACAGCAGCCCUCCUCCACUCAUUCUCAGAAGCCUCCUUGUCUGGAGAGACCCUCCUGCCCUUUUUUUACGUGCGCGAGAAAGCGAACCUGACACUCUUUUGACUGAGGGUGGAGACAGACAAGCAUAUAUUCAUUGACAUCAUGACAUAUUCAGUCUCCUCUUCAGGACUAAGCUGACAAGCACUUGAGAAACCAUAUUUGCAGAACUGUGAUUGGCCAUCCCUUGUGUCAAUCAUGAUGCAACUCUCCCUUCUUAGAAUAGCUUUGUAAAUGACAUUGAUUGAUUGGGUCCCCUGUCAGUCUCCAGAUUUGCCUUUUCUCUCUCCCUUGGGGAUCGGCUGUUUCUGUCUGUGCAGGAGGUACAAAAGGAGGAAAGAAGCAAGAAAAUGAUUUAGGAAACAACAGCAACCCCCCCCCCAUUCCUGUUUCGAUGUAGUUCUUUCUCCUGCCUCCAACUCUGACUUAAGAUUUCUACAGACAAUACCAUCAUCUUUCCUGAAUAAAAUCAGAAUUAUGCAGGGGCCUUACUUAAAACCUUCCUCAUCCUCAAUCCUGCUCUGAUUCCAUUUUCCUUCCCCAGAACCUCCACUGGCCAAGGAGAUGGAAGUUCCAAAAUCCCCCUCUUUUUUUGCUCCUACUCAGGGAAGCUUAUGUGGCAAUUCAGCAAAAUAUCCAUAUCUAAAGACCUUUUUGUGAGUUGAGUAUAGUCAGCCCAGAAUUCACAGCCUGGAGCCCUUCCUCAAAACACAGAUUAAUAAAUAGAAAGAGGGCUGGAGAUGAGGAAAAACUGUUAGAAGGGACUCUGAGAUCUCAGAAAAGUCUUCAGUGCCCAGAAAGCAAU
Molecule: messenger RNA, 2198 nt
Organism: Zootoca vivipara (common lizard)
Lineage: Eukaryota; Metazoa; Chordata; Lepidosauria; Squamata; Lacertidae
Source: RefSeq, a predicted model, not a curated record